GAAAAAGAAAAAAGUUCCGUAGAUCAUUUAAAAAUGGGUGGAUUUGAGCACAGUGUCAGGGUAGUGUGCCAUUCAUUUUUAAUCCUGCUUUUGACUUGCUUCGGAUGUCGAGAAAAUCAUGCGCAAAACAUGUCCACCCCCGAGCCGACGUUAGGCCCAACCGUUGACCCUAAGAGCCGCGUCCGCAGCCCCAUUAGAUCUGCGAAGGAAAUUGAAGAAUCACUUAGACAUUACUCGCUUCUACCAGAUGUUAUCAGCUACGCUCCGAAGCAAAUGUUGUGGAUGGAGUUCAUAGAUGACUUUAUCGCGGAUAUUGGCAAUGAUUUAAGCGGACUAGACGUUCUGUAUCCUCCUUGGCUCAUAAAGUGGCCUUGCAAAAAUGACUCGUAUUAUGCCAUAUUAGGGACAGGUCCUGACACUCUAGUCAAUGGACUACCAAUAAAGAAAGAGUUCAUGCACUGGUUAGUGGUUAAUAUUCCAGGAAAGCAUGUUGCUGACGGCAGGGCUAUAUUGCACGGGAAGAGACUAGCAGACUACAUAGGACCCGCUCCACCAAAAGGGAAAGGGUAUCAUAGGUACGCUUUUUUUGUGUAUGAACAGACAAUGGGCAAAACAAAGUAUAAUAUUCCGAAGCUAAAUGCAACCGAAACCGACCCUCUCCGACAGUUCAAUUCUGAGGAAUUUGCCAAGAAGAUGUAUUUUGGAAAAGCGAUCGCGACGAAUUUUUUCUGUGUUGAGUGGCGAGUCAAUCCUUUAAGGCCUUUUUUAUAAUUGUUCCUCUUGAUUAAAAAAUAGACAACAGAUUUAAACCUU
Molecule: messenger RNA, 813 nt
Organism: Bemisia tabaci
Lineage: Eukaryota; Metazoa; Arthropoda; Insecta; Hemiptera; Aleyrodidae
Source: RefSeq, a predicted model, not a curated record